Messenger RNA from Salvia splendens (bonfire salvia), 447 nucleotides. Its product is annotated as ATP synthase delta chain, chloroplastic. Gene Ontology annotation, biological process: proton motive force-driven ATP synthesis. Gene Ontology annotation, cellular component: membrane. Gene Ontology annotation, molecular function: proton-transporting ATP synthase activity, rotational mechanism. The transcript has 2 exons. The record is from RefSeq and is a predicted model, not a curated record. NCBI's taxonomy places the organism in Eukaryota, Viridiplantae, Streptophyta, Magnoliopsida, Lamiales, Lamiaceae. Bases 1 to 447 code for a protein of 148 amino acids.
AUGAGUUGGCUGAGGUCAGUGAGGGACGAGGAAGGCGAGGAGAACCGGCUGGAGGUGGCAUUGGCGUGCAGCACACCGUCUCCGGAGCAGAGGCCGAUGAUGUGGCAAGUAGUGAAGUUGAUACAAGAGCUUGAAGAGGUUAUCUUAAUGGAAGAUACGAGUGGAUCUGAUCAAGGAGAUCGCGGCGGAGUUCGAGCGAUCGCGAACCGGCUGUCGGAGACGGAGGUGGCGACAGUGGCGUCGGUGGUGGAGCUGGAGCCGCAGCAUCUGGCGGAGAUCGCGAAGCGCGCGCAGAAGCUGACCGGGCCGAAGAAUGUGAAGCUGAAGACGGUGAUCGACAAGUCGCUGCUCGCCGGAAUCAUCAUCCGGUAUGGGAAUUCCGGCUCGAAAUUGAGUUUAAUUACUCUUAGGUUGCUGAAUGAUGUAUGUGAAUUCAAGAAUUAUUGA